Molecule: messenger RNA, 2404 nt
Organism: Chelonia mydas (Green sea turtle)
Lineage: Eukaryota; Metazoa; Chordata; Testudines; Cheloniidae
Gene: ZFYVE19
Product: zinc finger FYVE-type containing 19
Exons: 12
Coding region: 589-1878 (429 amino acids)
Biological process (GO): abscission; mitotic cytokinesis checkpoint signaling
Cellular component (GO): centrosome; cleavage furrow; midbody
Molecular function (GO): metal ion binding; phosphatidylinositol-3-phosphate binding
Source: RefSeq, a predicted model, not a curated record
GGGGUAUGCGCAUUGUCUUGGGACGUGUAGUUUUUUAUAGUCCUGCGGAAGGGGAUCGGACGGGGUGGAAGGACUACAACGUCCGUCGCGCUCUGCGCUGCCAGGGCUGUGUUCUUGGCUAUCUCGGCUGUUGGUGGGAUGUGAGCCGCAAAGUUUCCUAGCCGUAAGCGGCAGCAUUAACCCCUUCCGCUCGAGUCGGUGAUGCGAAGGGCGGGGGCUCAAUAGGUGCAAAGCCCUGUGGCUUGGGAGCCGUGCACUGAGUCGUGUGGGGUUUGCACUGACGCAGCCUCUGCGUCUAGACUCUCGCUGUGAUUACUGUUGGGUUGUCUGUAAAAGUUAAGCAAGGAUCAGAUCCUUUCUCCUCCUCUCUCUGCUGAAAGAAUCUGGGACCAUCAUUUCUACAACCAGGCGUGCAGCAAGUAAACUCUGAAAUGCCAUAAUUCAUCAUCUCCCCCAACACGCUCCUCCCUCUGAAGGAGAAGAAUAUUCCAGGACAGCUCCAUCUGGACAAAUAGACAGCUUCAGGGGAUAAACGAUUUCUUUUUGGUAUAUCUGUGAGAGAGUGAGCGUGCGUUCUCCAUUAGCCCUAUGGAUAGAAGGUGUUAUGGCUGUGCCUCCAAGUUUACCCUCUUCAGGAAAGAGUGUGGGUGCAAGAACUGUGGGCGGGCAUUCUGCUCAGGCUGCCUUGGGUUCAGCGCCAUUGUUCCCCGUUACGGGAAUGCUCAGCAGAAGGUGUGCAAGCAGUGUCAUGGGGAGCUAACCAGAGGAGUGUCUCGGACUAGUACAGCUAGAUGGUCUCCACCAGAGAACUACAAAAAGCGUGUAGCAGCUCUUGAGGCCAAGCAGAACCAGCCGAUGGGUCCGCAGAAAGGCCCAGUGAAACCCCGAGACCGGACGGGCUCCAAAUAUCAGGGGCUGUCAAAGGAGGAUCGAGCUAUUGCAGAGCGGCUGGAGAGGCUUAAGGAGGAAACGAAGCCCAAGUCCAUCCCAUCUCAAGCUGAGAUAGAAUCUAGGCUUGCAGCACUGAAGGGUGACCCCAGCAAACCCAUUCCAUCCACACAGGAAAUGGAAGACCGUCUGGCUGCCCUGCAGGGAAGAGCCCUUCCAACCAAAACUCCCAGACCGGUGCACCAGCCCCCUGAUACCAGAACCCAAGUCCAACAGUCUGAUGAUCUGUUGACCCAGCUGGCUGAGGAAGUUGCCAUUGAUGAGAGUUCUAGUCCAGGAGCCCAGCCUCAAGCUGUUAAUAUCCAGACCCUGAAUGAUCUCAAUCGGAGAAGUCAGAGUGGCAUCAGCACUGCUGAUCUGGACCCAAAACAGCUGGAGGAGGAGAAGAAUAAACUUCUGGCAGAGGCUGCUGCUGAGCUGAGGGAGGAGAACACUAGGGAGGAGAAAAUCCUAGAAGUUGCAAAGAGACUGGCAGCACUCAGAGGCCAGGACCCCGAGAAAGUUACUCUGGAAGACUAUAAGCUCCCUGACAGUGAUGAGGAGCUGACAGAGGAAGAAGCCAUUCAGCGAGUCCUAAAACAGCUCACUCAGGAAGCAGCUCUGGAUGAAGCAAGCGGCUUCAACAUCCCUGCUGAUCAGGCCACCCACCCAGCAACCUCACAGCAGAACAUACCCAAGAAAGCAAAGCUAAAGAUCCAAGCUCCAACUGCCACAGCUAGUGCUAAGAAACCCAGCCCAAUUGCUAAGGCAGAAGACAGUGAUGAUGAGGAGUUACCAUGGUGUUGUAUCUGCAACGAAAAUGCCACAUUGCGCUGCCAUGACUGUGAUGAUGAUCUCUACUGCCAGCGAUGCUUCCGGGAAGGCCAUGAUGAGCUUGACCGGAAGGAGCACCGCACAUCUAGCUAUCGUCCUCCUCGUAAGCAGAAAUGAGUCCAUGAGCUGUGGAAAGGGAAGAAGAUGGAAAAUGGAGAUACAGAGGGAGUUGUCAAGAUGGGAAGAGUUCAGGCAGACAUGCACUUGCUACCAAAACAGAGGACCUCUUGAACAAUUCGAGGAACCUCUGUAAUUCCAAAGAAGCUUGGCGAAAAUAUGACUCCCCUCCCCAAACAUAGCCAGGGAAAUAUGGCUGGGAGUGAAGUAUAUGCUCUGCAUACAUGAGAGUUUAAACCAGUGGAACAUUAUAAAAUGGAUGAAUUGGUAUAAAUGUAAAUAGCAUGAGUUUAAACCAGGGGGCAUUUGGAUGAUGGUAAAGCCAGGGAAAGAGCAUGAAUUUAAGCCACUGUGAGGCUGCAUGAUGAAUAAUUUCCUGCUUUUGCUAAUAAUUUACACAUUUUGUUCAAAAAAGAUGACAAGGCAAGUUAAAUUAAGAAAAGAUAAAAUUCUUCAUGGCUUGAUCAGAUAUGUGAUAAGAAUCUCUGAAGUGUAAUAAAGGAAUGUGUGUAGGGAAAUCUCUUGA